Messenger RNA from Phymastichus coffea, 2618 nucleotides. RefSeq names its product glucose-6-phosphate isomerase (gene Pgi). Gene Ontology annotation, biological process: gluconeogenesis; glucose 6-phosphate metabolic process; glycolytic process. Bases 357 to 2033 code for a protein of 558 amino acids. The record is from RefSeq and is a predicted model, not a curated record. Gene Ontology annotation, molecular function: carbohydrate derivative binding; monosaccharide binding; glucose-6-phosphate isomerase activity. Gene Ontology annotation, cellular component: cytosol. Lineage: Eukaryota; Metazoa; Arthropoda; Insecta; Hymenoptera; Eulophidae. The transcript has 11 exons.
UCUAGAUUAAUAAUUUUGUGUUAAUAUAUAUGUCGUAGUACAUGUAUAGCAUUAAUUCAUAUUAUGCAAUAAAAUAGACUGUAUAUAUAGCAAUUGCUAAUAAAUUAUAAUCGUCACGUUCUCAUUCUCAUCUACAAAUUUUUCUAUUAUUUGCAAAAAAUGUGACUGCGGUUUAAUCGUCAUCGUUGUUGCGCAUGAACAGAGUUGUACGUGCAUCGAUGUGUGAGUGAAUAUCAUACAUAUAAGCACAAAUACAACAUUCAUGCCUCAGAAAGUGGUGCGAGGUGUGCGGUAGACACUCGUUUGAAAUUUUCGGAGUACAUUGCAAGUCGUAAGGGGUCACGAGAAAAGUGAAAAUGGAAGCAAAACCAAAGUUGACCCAGGAAGCUGCCUGGAAAAAAUUGAACGAAUAUUACAGCAACAAUGGUGCUAAAAUCAACAUUAAUAAACUGUUUGAAGAAGACCGCGGUCGCUUCGAUAAGAUGAGUUUGACAAUUUCCACACCUGAAGAUGGACCUAUUCUUAUUGAUUAUUCAAAAAAUCGUGUCAACGAUGAAGUUCUCAAUUUAUUGUUUCAAUUGGCUAAGGCUCGUAAAGUUGAAGAUGCUCGAGAUGCAAUGUUCACUGGACAAAAAAUUAAUUUCACAGAAGGUAGAGCUGUGCUCCAUACUGCCCUUCGAAAUCGAGCCAAUACUCCUAUCAUGGUCGAUGGAAAAAAUAUUAUGCCUGAUAUAAAUGCAGUUUUAGCUCACAUGAAGCAAUUCACCAAUCAGGUCAUUUCCAAACAAUGGAAAGGUUUCACUGGCAAGCCUAUUGAAGAUGUUAUUAACAUUGGUAUUGGUGGGUCUGACCUGGGACCUCUUAUGGUAACAGAAGCUUUAAAACCAUAUCAUAUUGGACCAAGAGUUCAUUUUGUCAGCAAUAUUGAUGGAACUCAUAUAGCUGAAACACUGAAGAAGCUCAAUCCUGAAACAGCUCUCUUCAUCAUUGCAUCAAAAACUUUCACAACUCAGGAAACAAUCACCAAUGCUACUUCUGCUAAGAAAUGGCUUCUUGAGCAUAUGAUGCAGAAUGAUUCUGCUGUGGCUUCUCAUUUUGUAGCCUUAUCUACAAAUAACCAGAAAGUCAAAGAAUUUGGUAUAGAUGAAAAGAACAUGUUUGGUUUUUGGGAUUGGGUUGGAGGAAGAUAUUCUCUGUGGUCUGCUAUUGGUUUAUCAAUUUCACUAUCUAUUGGCUUUGAUAACUUUGAAAAGCUUCUGGAGGGAGCUUUCUUUAUAGACCAACAUUUUCAAACAGCUCAGUUAGAAAAAAAUGCUCCAGUGAUUCUUGCUUUACUGGGAGUUUGGUAUCACAAUUUUUACAAUGCUGAAACUCAUGCAUUGUUGCCCUAUGAUCAAUAUCUUCACAGAUUUGCUGCUUACUUCCAACAAGGAGACAUGGAAAGUAAUGGAAAAUAUGUGACCAGGUCUGGAGAAGUUGUAGAUUAUUCAACAGGACCUAUUGUUUGGGGAGAACCUGGAACUAAUGGGCAACAUGCAUUUUAUCAAUUAAUCCAUCAAGGCACCAGACUCAUUCCAGCAGAUUUUAUUGCACCUGCACUAUCUCAUAACAAGUUUGAAAAGGACUUGCAUCAUAAAAUUCUUCUUUCCAACUUCUUAGCACAAACUGAAGCUUUAAUGAAAGGAAAAUCUCCAGAUCAAGCUCGAGAAGAGCUUAAAAAAUCUGGAUUGAAUGCUGAUCAAGUCGAAGCAUUACUCCCACAUAAAGUUUUUGAAGGAAAUCGACCAACAAAUAGCAUUCUUGUAAAAAAGCUCACUCCAUUUAUUUUGGGAGCAUUGAUUGCUAUAUAUGAACAUAAAAUCUUUGUACAAGGUAUCAUCUGGGAUAUUAACUCCUUUGAUCAAUGGGGUGUUGAAUUGGGAAAACAGUUAGCUAAAGCAAUAGAACCUGAAUUGAACAAUGCUGAUAAGAUUACCAGUCACGAUUCAUCUACAAAUGGACUAAUAGCUUUUAUCAAGGCUCACAGCGCUUAACUUUUGUUUGAUCAACAAAGCACCAAUUUGGAAAAAACAAAAAUCUGUGAGGUUUUAAACGUCGCUCUUUAAUGAAAUUUAGCUACAUCUGGAAAGCGUUAUCAAUGACUUAUUAGCCUUUUAUAAAAGUUAGACUUGCAUGUUCUUUUUAUGUCGUACUAGUACUCUUGUGCUUUGAAACUCAAUUGGUGACUAAGUUACACUUGCAAUUCAUUGCAGUGUGCUUAUGAUUACUUAUACUAUAUAUUAUAGUUCGUGUAGAUUGCAAAUUAUUUAUGAAAAAUUCUAAUAAUUAAAUUUCAGAGAAAUUUCAAUAAUUGUAAAUGCUAAAAGCAAUAUUAAUUAGCAUUGAAAUGUCGAUUUGUGGAAAAAAAAUUUGUUUUUUUUUGCUCCAUUUCAUUGAAUUUUCUGAUUGUACAAAAGAAAGCCAUCUAUUCUUUUUUAUGUUUUAUAAAAAAUAUCCGUAUUAUGCUCAUUUUGAUACAUAUCUUUCACAAAUCAAACGCUAUUUUAUCUGAUUGAUAAAUUUUAUUGUACUUCAUUACACUAGAUUAGCGGUGCUAUAAUCUACAACACUAUUGAAUU